Molecule: messenger RNA, 471 nt
Organism: Mangifera indica (mango)
Lineage: Eukaryota; Viridiplantae; Streptophyta; Magnoliopsida; Sapindales; Anacardiaceae
Exons: 3
Coding region: 1-471 (156 amino acids)
Source: RefSeq, a predicted model, not a curated record
AUGAGAAUGGAUGAACUCAUAGAAAGUCUCUUAACUUAUGAGAUGAAGAGGAAACCAAAGGAGGAAAAGAUCAAGGCUAAAAAGGAUAUAGCCUUGAAAAUAGUUGAUAAGAAUGGUGAUAAUGAGCAUUCCAUGGAUAAGGAGGGUGAAAGCCUCCUUGGAAGAAAAUUCAGCAAGAAAAAGAAGGAAAAAAAGGAUAAGAGAUUCAAAAAGAAGGUUCUUGCAGCUACAUGGAGUGGUAGUGUUGAUUUUACUGAUGAAAGUGAGCCAAAAGAAGAGAGAACCAACAUAUGCUUCAUAACCAAGAGUGAUUUGGAGGAAGUGGUAUGUAUUAAAGCCAAGAAGAAAUCCUCUACUAAAUGGUAUUUGGAUAGUCGAUGUUCAAGGCACAUGACAGGGGAUAAAAGCUUGUUCUUGUCAUUAAAGGCCAAGGAUGCAGGAAACAUCAACUUUGGUGACAAAUCCAAAUGA